This is a messenger RNA of Alligator mississippiensis (American alligator), 3954 nucleotides long. Its product is annotated as solute carrier family 12 member 3. The transcript has 27 exons. The record is from RefSeq and is a predicted model, not a curated record. Gene Ontology annotation, cellular component: membrane. Gene Ontology annotation, biological process: sodium ion homeostasis; sodium ion transmembrane transport; potassium ion homeostasis. Bases 13 to 3177 code for a protein of 1054 amino acids. Lineage: Eukaryota; Metazoa; Chordata; Crocodylia; Alligatoridae. Gene Ontology annotation, molecular function: sodium:potassium:chloride symporter activity.
AAUGCAAGGAGAAUGAAGAUGGGGGAAAAGGCAGAGAGAGAGACAGAGAGGGAGAAGUUCUCAUAUUUAUAUGGAGAAGGACCCCGUGACUCGCCCGCCUGCUCCACCAUGGACUCUCCAGCCUAUAAAACUGUCGUGGCCUUGGGGCGGUUCAAGGUGAGGAGGCUCCAGACCAGACCGGCCAAGAAACCCAGCAGGGGAGAAGACAGCGGCCCCCAGCCCCCAGCCCCAGGGGGCUCGGGCCAGUCAGAAGAAGGGGGUUCCUUGUCGGCGCCCCCGGACUACGAGACCACCAUUGAUGCCAGCCCCUGCUACGAGUUUUACGCGCAUUCGGUGCCGCCGGGACGAGUCCGCAAGAGCCGCCCCUCCCUGGAAGUGCUGCGCAAUGCGGAAAACGGAGAGGUUUUCCCUGAAGUCCCAGACCCUGGGGUCCCCAACUCGAAGGUGACGGACGAUGAUCCAGAGGCAGCAGCCUCCGUGGCAGAGCCUGUUCGGUUUGGCUGGGUCACUGGCGUGAUGAUCCGGUGCAUGCUGAACAUCUGGGGUGUGAUCCUCUACCUCCGGCUGCCCUGGAUCACGGCUCAGGCUGGAAUCGGGCUGACUUGGUUGAUCAUCCUCAUGUCAGCGUUGGUCACUACUGUCACUGGCCUCUCCAUCUCCGCCAUCUCCACCAAUGGCAAGGUCAAGGCAGGGGGUACCUAUUUCCUGAUCUCACGCAGCCUGGGUCCUGAGCUGGGAGGAUCUAUCGGGCUUCUCUUUUCCUUCGCCAAUGCCGUGGCUGUGGCCAUGCAUGUUGUGGGUUUUGCCGAGACCGUGCGUGACUUGCUGCUGGAGUUUGACGUGGUGAUGACAGAUCCUACAAAUGAUAUCCGGAUCGUGGGAGUCAUCACAGUGACUGUGCUGAUGGGCAUUGCAGUGGCUGGCAUGGAGUGGGAAGCCAAGGCCCAAGUCGUCUUCUUUUUAGUCAUCAUGGUCUCCUUUAUCAACUAUUUUGUGGGAACCCUGUUGCCUGGUACUGAGGAGAAGAUGUCCAAAGGCUACUUCAGCUACAAAGGGGAUAUCUUCAUGGAAAAUCUUGGGCCAGACUGGCGGGGAGAGUCAAGCAGCUUCUUCACCAUGUUCUCCAUCUUCUUCCCUUCUGCCACUGGCAUCUUAGCUGGGGCCAACAUCUCUGGAGACCUCAAGGACCCCGCUGUGGCCAUCCCCAAAGGAACCCUGCUAGCCAUCUUCUGGACAACGCUCUCCUACCUGGCUGUGUCCGCGACCAUAGGUUCCUGUGUCCUGCGUGAUGCAUCUGGAAGCAUGAAUGACACCCUGGGCUCCCUCAAUGCCACAGGUGACUGCCUGGGCCUGGGCUGCCACUACGGCUGGAACUUCAGCUCGUGCAUCCAGACCGGGACUUGUGAACAUGGGAUGGCCAACAACUACCAGACCAUGAGUAUGGUGUCCGGCUUCAGUCCCCUCAUCACAGCUGGGAUCUUUGCUGCCACCCUCUCCUCAGCCCUAGCCUGCCUCGUCUCUGCCCCCAAGGUUUUCCAGUGCCUCUGUCAGGACAGGCUCUACCCUUUCAUCGGCUUCUUUGCCAAAGGCUAUGGCAAGAACAAUGAGCCACUCCGGGGCUAUGCAUUGACUUUUGUUCUGGCCACUGCCUUCAUCUUAAUUGCUGAGCUGAACACCAUUGCCCCCAUCAUCUCCAACUUCUUCCUCUGCUCGUAUGCUCUCAUCAACUUCAGUUGCUUCCAUGCCACCAUUACCAACUCACCAGGCUGGCGACCCACCUUCCGCUACUUCAGCAAAUGGAGCGCCCUCUUCGGUGCUGUGAUUUCCGUGGUCAUCAUGUUCCUGCUGACUUGGUGGGCAGCCCUCAUUGUGGUAGGAAUCAUCCUGGUCAGCGUGGCCUAUGUCAGCUAUAAGAAGCCAGCUGUCAACUGGGGCUCCUCCGUGCAGGCUGGGACAUACAACAUGGCAUUGUCCUACUCUGUCAACCUAACAGAAGUAGAAGACCAUGUCAAAAACUUCCGACCCCAGUGCCUCGUGCUGACGGGCCCCCCCAGCUUCCGCCCAGCCCUGGUGGAUUUCGUUAGCGCUUUCACCAAGGGCGUCAGCCUCAUGAUUUGCGGCAAUGUGGUCGGGCCACAGGACGUCCCUGGGGUCAGUGACUCCGAUGAACACAUCAAGUGGCUGAAUGCACGCAAGGUGCGCUCCUUCUACACCGUCAUCACGGCAGAGGACCUGUGCAGCGGCGCCCGGAGCCUCAUGCAGGUCUCGGGUCUAGGGCGUCUCAAGCCCAACACAGUCGUGCUGGGCUACAAACAGAACUGGCAGACGGACUCGCCCCAAAACUUACAGCGCUACGUGGCCAUCAUCCACGAUGCAUUCGACUGCCGGGCCGGGGUCUGCGUGCUCAGGAUGAAGGAGGGGAUCGAUGUGUCUCGGACAGUGCGGGCCUACGUGAACCCCAUGUUUCAGGACCCCGAGGCAGCGCUGCAGUGGGACAGGCAGCGCCGGGAGUCGUCAGCCAGCACAGGCAGCGCUGUCAGGGUGGUUGGGGCAGAGGAGCACAUGGAGACCCUCUUCCAGAGCAACCAGAAGAAGAAAUGUCUGGAUGUAUACUGGCUCUUCGAUGACGGGGGGCUGACCCUGCUCAUCCCGUAUCUGCUGACACGCCGGAAGCGUUGGAGCCGCUGUAAAGUCCGGGUCUUCAUUAGCAGCCAGCUGGCCAAUGCUGAAGAGCAGCGGGAAGAGAUCCAGCUCCUCCUCGCCAAGUUUCGCUUGGGCUUCAACGAGGUGGUCGUGCUGCCUGACAUUGCCUGGAAGCCAGAAGAGAGCAGCCAGAAGGAGUUUGAGGACCUGCUAGCACCGUACCGGCUGAACGAGGGUCAGCGGGACCCUGAGGCGGUGGAAGCACUGAAGAAGGAGGCACCCUGGAAAGUAUCAGAUGAAGAUCUCCAGAUCUACAAGAAGAAGUCUGAGCAGCAGAUCCGGCUGCACGAAAUCCUGCAGGAGAACUCCCGAAAUUCUGCCCUCGUUGUCAUGAGCCUGCCUGUGGUACGGAAGGGAGCCUGUCCCAGUGCACUCUACAUGGCUUGGCUGGAGAUCCUCUCCCGGGACCUGCGCCCACCCAUCGCCUUCAUCCGAGGCAACCAGCAGGAUGCCCUCACGUUCUACUGCCAGUAGCGGCAACUUGGCAGGAGGGGAGAAGGGACUGACUGGAAAAGUGGGGUGCAGCCAAGAGGGAGGGGCAGGGAGCCAGGACAUAGGAGUUCUGUGCCAGUGCUGGGAGCAAAGUCUUGUUGGAUUAUAGCAGUCUGGACUGCAAGCUCUGACUCCUGGGUUUUAUCACCCAACUUUGGGUCCAUUGGGUUCGACUGGGGCCGGUGAAGGUGCUGGGAGUCAGGGCCCCUGAGUUUUGUCCCCAGCUCUGGAGGAAAGUGGAGGCCAGGGGUCCUAGUGACUGAAGCAGGGUGGGAGGGCUUCAGAACCAGGACUCCUGGGUUCUGUUCCAGCUCUGGAAGUGGGGUGUAGCCUAGCGAGUUGUGCACUGGGGCUCAGCCAGGAGUCUGUCCUCAGCACCUGGCCCGAGCAAUGAAGUAACUACGAUUCUCUGCACUGACCAGAUAUCUGCAAUAUGACAACACCCAUUAGGCAGGAUUCAGGCCUGCAAGGCAGUCUCUUCCUUAGGGCCAGGCCUCUCUAAGACAGUGCAAGCAGGAAGCUGUUGUACCCCAGCCUGUUUGGCCUUCUCUCCGACUCAGCCUGCUGGUGGAGGGGUAACUGAGCCCUUAGUCCACUCCUCUCCCUCUCUCUGUGUACCCAAGUGGGACCUGCUGUAAAUAUUAAAUAUUCUUAUUUAAAAGCACAGAAGCCUUGUGUUUGAGGGCUGACUCAAUGUGACCCAGGGAGGCUUGUUGCACUGAACAGAGCUGAGAAGUCAGGCUGAGACUGGCAGCAACU